Exophiala bonariae is the source of this 885-nucleotide messenger RNA. RefSeq lists its product as uncharacterized. Bases 1 to 885 code for a protein of 294 amino acids. The transcript has a single exon. Lineage: Eukaryota; Fungi; Ascomycota; Eurotiomycetes; Chaetothyriales; Herpotrichiellaceae. The record is from RefSeq and is a predicted model, not a curated record.
AUGGCUUUACAAAUGCCCGAGCCAACAAAUCCUCCCCUCCCAUUAACAGAGUACAAAGUCUUGUCCUUCGAUAUCUACGGCUCGAUCAUUGAGUACAAGGCACAUAUAUUGGACUCUUUUCAACCUCUUCUGACACGGCUGCCGCAAUCUUCACCAUAUCUAGACCCGACUCCCUUGGCAUCCACAGUUCCGGAUUCUGCCACCGUUGGCUCAAUCGAAUUCCUGAAACUCUUUCAGCGGCAGGAGGAUGCGAUCAAGCUCGAAAAGCCGGUGAAGCGAUUUGAUGAGAUCCUGGCUGAGAUAUGGAGGCGCAUCGUCAGGGAACUAGAGGUCGAGAGCACCGAGGAUGAGGCCCGACAUUUCGGCAGCGAAUCUGUCAUCCAGUCUUGGCCGACAUUUCCUGGCACCCUUGAAGCCCUCAGAAAAUUAGAUAAGCGGUACAAACUCGUUGCUCUCUCCAAUAUCGAUCGGUAUGCCUGGGCACAGACGGAGUCAUCGCCAGUAAGUCGGCUUGGUGAGGUCAAUUGGUGGAAGAUUUUCACUGCAGAAGACUUCGGUGAGGAUGCCAAAAGGGCAGAUGAAAUCAAGCUGGAGACUGUAAUCCAUUUUGCUAAAGAUAAUGGCAUCAGAAAGGAGCAGAUUCUACACGUUGCGCAAAGUCUCGGUCACGAUCAGGCACCGGCAAAGAGGUUGGGUCUCAGCAGCGCCUGGCUUGUAGGUGACGGACCUCGAUGGGGCAAGGAGGCUGAAAGCAAGAUGGUUCUCGAGAAGAAAUUGGUGGGCUACGCAUGGAAGUUUCAAGAUUUAGAUGGCUUUGCCCGGGAAGUCGAGCGUGCCUUUUCUUCCACUCAACCAAGUGCGAUUGACUAUGCAGCACUCAUGUGA